GUGUUCUGAUACCACCACCUAAGCUCUGUGAUUAGCCAUAGAAUAUUCGACUUGCCUUCCAUUUUCCAUCACGAAAAAUUUUGUGGAAAAUCAUAGGAAAACUCAGAAAUUCCAUCUCUUGGUGUGGUGGCUAAUAUAGACUGCAUUUUUUAUUAUAAAUAGAAUCAUGUCUGCUAGCAAAAUAUUCAACAGAAUUGGACAAUUAGGUUUGGCACUAGCUGUUUCGGGAGGUGUUGUCAAUUCGGCUCUAUAUAAUGUUGAUGGCGGUCACAGGGCAGUCAUUUUCGACCGAUUUACCGGUAUCAAAAAAGCAGUUGUUGGUGAAGGUACCCAUUUUUUCGUUCCUUGGGUACAAAGACCAAUCAUUUUCGAUGUAAGGUCAAGACCUAGGAAUGUUCCAGUCAUUACUGGAAGUAAAGAUUUACAGAACGUGAAUAUUACACUAAGGAUCUUGUUCAGACCAGUUCCUGAUGAACUUCCCAAAAUUUAUUCAACACUUGGUCAAGAUUACGAAGAAAGGGUCUUGCCUUCUAUUACAACUGAAGUUCUAAAAGCAGUGGUAGCCCAGUUUGAUGCUGGUGAACUUAUUACACAACGUGACCUUGUUUCUCAAAAAGUUAGUGAUGAUUUGACAGAGAGAGCAGCACAGUUCGGAGUUAUUUUAGAUGAUAUCUCCAUAACACAUUUGACCUUUGGAAGGGAGUUCACACAGGCUGUCGAGUUGAAACAGGUCGCUCAACAAGAGGCAGAAAAAGCGAGAUUUUUGGUGGAAAAGGCUGAGCAGAACAAAAAAGCAGCCAUCAUUUCAGCAGAGGGAGAUGCCCAAGCUGCAACCCUACUUGCCAAAGCUUUUGGGGAUGCCGGUGAAGGUUUGGUUGAGUUGAGAAGGAUAGAAGCAGCUGAAGAUAUUGCAUAUCAACUAUCCAGAUCUAGACAAGUUGCUUAUCUUCCUGGUGGUCAGAAUUUGCUUUUAAAUGUUCCUACUCCUGGAAAUUGAAUCAUGUGAUUUUAAAAUGAAAAAACUUGUGUCAUUUGAAAAUUAGUGUGAAGACUGCCAAGUGAAAAUACUUCUGUAACUGUUUUUUUUAUUUGUUUCCAGUGUUGAAGCUGUAGGGCAGAAUAAUGUUAACAUCUCAAAUAUUGUUACUACUUGAAAUAUACUUUCUUAGAUAUGC
Messenger RNA from Coccinella septempunctata (seven-spotted ladybird), 1175 nucleotides. RefSeq names its product protein l(2)37Cc. NCBI's taxonomy places the organism in Eukaryota, Metazoa, Arthropoda, Insecta, Coleoptera, Coccinellidae. Gene Ontology annotation, biological process: mitochondrion organization. Gene Ontology annotation, cellular component: mitochondrion; membrane. The coding region runs from base 167 to 997 and encodes 276 amino acids. The transcript has 4 exons. The record is from RefSeq and is a predicted model, not a curated record.